This is a messenger RNA of Cydia strobilella, 2099 nucleotides long. RefSeq lists its product as uncharacterized. The coding region runs from base 66 to 968 and encodes 300 amino acids. Lineage: Eukaryota; Metazoa; Arthropoda; Insecta; Lepidoptera; Tortricidae. The transcript is spliced from 7 exons. The record is from RefSeq and is a predicted model, not a curated record.
CUGAGCAAGCAUCAGUCCCAAACCAAAACCCGCUGCCUCACAUCGUGCCCCGCAGUCGCAAGACCAUGUCCUUAGCGGAAGGCGUGUCAGACACCGACCACAGGCCCGAGACGCGGGAAGACAAGAACGGGAAGAAGAAGGAAGUUAGACGGGGGCAGAUGUCAGACUCGUUCAUGUGGAAGGAGCAAAUCCACACAUUAAUGAAGGGCGGAGAGAGCGAGUCCGACAUAUCGGACUCUGAAAACUUCCUCACCAAAGGCGCGUUCCUUCUCACUCCCUCCCACGGGCUCAGCAUGGAAAAGGCGUCCACAAUCUGCGAGAAGAUGGAGUUCAAAGGCUGCUUCUCGCUUACGAAGACGGCGACGGGAAUUCUAUUCAAGUUCUCCCAUGUGGAUGAUUACCAGAUGGUGUUCAAGAAGGGAUUCCAUAAGGUCACGGGUUCCAGGUUCUAUAGGAAGAUCGCAAUCCCCUGCCGCCCUCAGAAGACAUUCACAAUCUACGUGUACGACAUCCCGGAUGAGGUGCCAGAAGAGGACGUCCGCCACGCGCUGUACAAGUUCACGUCCGUCGUGGAAGUGCUGCGGCUGCACUUCUCAGGGUCUCCAAGAGAAGGCACGUUCACUCCCAAGCCACAUGACAAACAGUCACGAGCGCUCACCACCAUCGACGGGGAACUUGUCAGCAGCAUGGUGCCAAAGGAAGCAACAAGCGUGCUCCGUGUGACACUGGCCAAUAUUGAAGAAGCUAACAUCCUGCUGCAGAACGGCCUAGACUUCUAUGGCGCCACCUACUUCCCCACAGAGCUGGCCACUCCCGCGCAGGCCGCUAAGCUCAUCAAACCUAGCAGGGUAACAGGAGGAACGGUCUCAGCUCGCGUCCGCGAUCUCCUCCCAGUCUUUGACCAGGCUGGAUUCACCAAGUUCAACCCCCCAGCCUCCCGCCUCGUCAAACCCAGGUCCAAUAAGUAAACAGAAAACCAACAGGGGCAAAACAUACCGACGAAAGCUAAAUAGAUCUGAGUUUUAUCUGAGAGAUAUGUUCAAAGUUUUCGAAUCGGUUCAUGGUCAGAUGCAAAUGGGCAUCGACCUACAUAAUUAUAACUUUAUUCGUUUGUUCGUCUAUUUGCCUGAGUCAUGACUUGUGUGUGCAAUGCUUAGGCCCUCAGAUCUCGGAUUUUCAUAGACAUGUCUGUCAACGUCCAAAAUAUCUCCAUACUCUGCAACUUUUGGACGAGGCAAGUUUAAAUGCUUCAGUCCGUGAUGUCUUGCCCCGCUUUUCAUCAAGACUUCAUCGGGACAUCUUCAACUGGGACAUUCAUCAAGACUUCAUCAACAUCGUGACAUUUUUCAUCAAGACAUCAUUCUGAAUAACCAAAAGAAUAAUCAAUUGUCUCAAGAUCUCUAAACAUUAACAUAAAUUACGCAACUAUAAUGCUGCCUUUGGAAAUCGUCACUCAUCUUAUCAUGAUCAUCAUCAUCUGUUUCAUUCAUUAGUAUUUUAUUUACUAAAAUAAUUUAUUAUUACAGCUUAUGAAGAUCUGGGACAGCACACACGAAAGUAACAACUAAAACGUAACAGCACUAAUUGUAAAUACAAUACAACGCAAUACAAUCCAAUACAAUACAAUGCACACUAAACACAGACAACUAAUUAAACUCCGCUCUUGUCGAAUUCAGAAUAACAAAACACUAUCAAUAAUAGAAGACUGGUGUAUUUGCUAUUAAACAGUCUUAGGCACCUUUUUGUAUACAAGUGCCAAUUCCGUUUUAUUGUAAUAAUCGGUUAGGCCUCGCAUAAAAUAUAGGUAUCAUAAAGUAAGAAAAAGCAAGGCACACAACAAAAUGAUGCUUACGUGCUUACGCGACAUGAAAAUGUCGACGCCAUUUUAAAUCUUUAUCCCAUUUUUAUCUGCGUGUGUUUGCGAGGCCUAUAUUCACUGUUAUAAUAAAGUAAUAUUUUAUAUUAUCAGCUUCGUUAAGCAGAGCUUUGGACAGGUCAUACCGAACUGCAUUUAUGGUUAUACUGUAGAUUUAAUACUCACUAAUGUGCCAUUGACGUUACUUAAUAGUUAUAUUAUUUUGUUAAUAAAUUUUAUAACA